Molecule: messenger RNA, 214 nt
Organism: Staurois parvus
Lineage: Eukaryota; Metazoa; Chordata; Amphibia; Anura; Ranidae
Source: the annotation of a GenBank genome assembly
CUAGGAGGGCUGUAUUUGCAUAGGUAACGCCCACAUGUGGUGCUGAGCCUCCAUGAUUGAAAGAACUGAAAUCCAAUGAAUGAAAAAAGGGCGGGGCAGGCUGGGGAGGAAAGAGCUAGAAGAUGCUGGACGUCCUCCAGCCAGAAAAUGAGGCGCUCUCUCUGACUUCUAAUGCACAGAAGCAGCACCUGCGAUGUUUUACAUCUGGGAUGUC